Messenger RNA from Cicer arietinum (chickpea), 1265 nucleotides. RefSeq names its product transcription factor bHLH30-like. NCBI's taxonomy places the organism in Eukaryota, Viridiplantae, Streptophyta, Magnoliopsida, Fabales, Fabaceae. The record is from RefSeq and is a predicted model, not a curated record. Gene Ontology annotation, molecular function: protein dimerization activity; DNA-binding transcription factor activity. Gene Ontology annotation, biological process: regulation of DNA-templated transcription.
GUGUGUGGAUGUAGUCCCCCACCAUAAGAGGAAGAAGAAGAAGAACAGGAACAGCACUACUCUCUCUCUCUCUCUGCUGCAUCUCACCAACCUCAACUCAACUAUCAUCAUCUGACACAGACACUUCACUUUCACUGCAUCUUUCUUUCCAUAUACUCUCCAACCCCAAUUUCACAACACACAAACAACCUUUCUUUUUCCUUCUUCUUUCUUCCAAGGUUGUCUUUUUUGUUUGUCUUUGUCUCCAAAACCAUAUUCUCAGUUAUUCUGUAUACCCUUUUGGGAAGUGUGUUCUUUUACUAUGGAAAUGGAAGAUUUUGACCCAAUGAGAAUUAAUGAUGGUUUUCAAGGUGUAAUUGGAAGUGGGUAUGCUUCAUCUUCUUCUCUUGUUUUGGAUAGGGAAAGGGGAGAACUUGUGGAAGCAUCUGUUAAAUUGGAACGCAAAGGUGUUUCACCUGAGAGAAGUAUUGAAGCUUUGAAGAAUCAUAGUGAAGCAGAGAGGAGGAGGAGAGCUAGAAUCAAUGCACAUCUUGAUACACUUCGUACUGUUAUUCCAGGUGCUAAUAAGUUGGACAAGGCAUCCUUACUAGCUGAGGUCAUCACACAUUUGAAAGAGCUGAAAAUAAAUGCAGCAGAAGCAAGUGAAGGAUUAAUGAUACCAAAAGACAAUGAUGAGAUAAGAGUUGAAGAACAAGAAAGUGGAUUGAAUGGUUUCCCUUAUUCAAUUAGAGCAUCGCUAUGUUGUGAAUACAAACCAGGUUUAUUAUCUGAUAUAAGACAAGCACUUGAUGCACUUCAUCUUAUGAUAAUAAGAGCAGAGAUUGCAACUUUGGGUGGAAGAAUGAAGAAUGUGUUUGUAAUAAUUAGCUGCAAAGAACAGAACUUUGAAGACGUCGAGUAUCGUCGGUUUCUUGCCGGAUCGGUUCACCAAGCUCUUAAAUCUGUACUUGAUAGAUUUUCUGUUUCACAAGAUAUCUUAGAAAACAGAAAGAGAAGGAGGAUUUCUAUAUUUAGUUCUUCAUCUUUAGGAGAUUUCUUAUAAAUUUUUUUUUUUUUAUUCAAAUGAUAUGGAAAUUGAAGUAGAUAUAAUGGAAUGAUUCCCUUUUAGUUUUCUAAUAUGGAUUUGUAUAUUGUGAAGAUGUAACAUGUGAAUUUGGGAACUUUCAUAGAUAGCUAGGUUGAUAAAUAAUAUCAGCAUCUUUCAAUCUUCUUUUGACCAAACACUCAGUGAUCUCAUUAUAUGAUAUUGUACUUUGAAGAAGAAA